UUUACUUGUUCAUCAUCCCACCAGUUCUUCUGUAAGAGCAACCUUGAAGUUCAAUAUCUCUUUUAUCAAGGGAAUAGGUACAAAAUCGGAGAAUAGGUGCCUAACCGAGACGGAUUAGACGAUUAGACGACCCUCGCCCAUUUUUUAAGCCUUUCAACCCCUGCGUCAUCCCUGAUCAUCUCAUUUUUUGUCACAGGGAGCCGAAACGCCAGCCUUAGCCCUAGAGCUCCUUCAACCCUCCAGCUGUCACAACUAUCGUCAAAGCUUCCAACAUUCUAACACAUCCGUACCCGCUUUCUUCGACGUCUAAAACCACAUUCUUAUCAUCUAUCCUCUCUCGGACCCUCUCGACUUUCUCAACAACUACUUAAUCAAUUGCGAAACCCCUAUAUGAAGAUAUAUUCGAUUCCUAAUAUCGUGGACUCGAUGUUGACUUUGACUUGGAAAUAAAAGCUAAUUCUUUCUUUUCGUCCCUUCUACCCCGGUCGGUUUCAUUUUUUCAUCGCGUCUUAUUUACAUCGCAUCCGCAACACUAUCAUCUCAGUAGACAACGUGUCAACUAUUUACCUAUACCUUAAUGUAAAUAGUGUUUUUUUUACUUUGAUCGAAAAUCAAGGCAGUGUUACCAUGACUGUCGCAAAGGACGACAAAUCUAAGUCCAGUACGAACGGGUCGGCGAAAGGAAAGAAGGGCAUCAACGGAAGCAAUGGAGUUAAUAAUAUAAACGGACAUACAUUAACUUCAAGGCGGAGAAGCCUCGAGCCAAAGAGGAAGAGCUUCUUUGCAUGGAGCAUCAGUAUCAUUGCGAGGUUAUUAUCUUGGUACUCUAUCUAUACACUCAUCUUCCGAUGUCCGUCUACCCUUGACGCAUGCAACGAUGCAACGCCCAGAAUCUGCAAACCCUAUUUUGGCAUCAAAUCAAUCGUAUCGCCGCAUGUAACUCCGUAUUAUGAUACUUACGCCGCCCCUUACGUCGACGUUGCGAAACCGUAUUACAACACCGUCGACCGUAUUCUUAUCACUCCUACCCGCACAUACGCUGUCAAAUAUGGUGGCCCGCGUGUGGAUCAGGCUCGCGCUUUCAGCCAAGCUCAGUGGGAGAAGAAUGUCGAACCAAAAUUAAGCAAGUACCAAGGUUUGGCAAAGACUCGCUACGAUGAGACGAUCGCACCUCAUGUUGAGGGUGUCUCGGCUGCUGUCUCUCCUUACUACGAAAUUGCACGGAUCAAUGCUAUGCAAACCUAUCACGAACUUCUACUCCCGAGCUACCUCUUCGUCCAGCCGUACGCCGCUCAAGGGUAUGACGUUGCGUAUGCCUUCACCACCGAUACCGUCAUUCCAUCGACGAUAUGGGGUUGGAGCAAAACAUACGCCUUCCUUGAUUCUACCGUCUGGCCUCACCUACGAGAUGUCUACGUUAUGAAGGUUGAGCCGCAGCUCGUUCGCAUUGGCGAAAGGUUAGGCAGAUACAAGGAGAAAAAGGCCAAGUCGGUUAUCGAGGAAGCUAACUCGUCGACCCACAAGUCUACUUUCGCGAAACCGACUGCCUCCACCACCUCGUCUACCGCUCCUGUUAUACAAAGUACUGUCGAGUCUGAACCCGAACCAUACGUAAACGAAGUAGAGUCUUCCGAAAGUCAACAAGAAAUAGCUGAAAUCAAGAUCGAUCAAACCAAGUCACGCACCCCAGAAGAGGUACGCGAACAUGCCGCGAAGACCGUUGCCGAGGAUCUUGAGCUGUGGGAAGGGAAAUUCGCAAAAGCUGCAGAGGAAGGCGCUCUAGAAAUUGAUGGCCGCGUCGACGAUAUCGCGAACCGUAUGAUCGAGAGACAAGUUAAUGGCAUGGGUAAAUCCCUGGUAAGACAACUCGACGAGACUGCCACUGCUGAGCUCGAGAAUCUCAAGAAGUCUAUCGUUUCUAUUUUGACAAAGUAUACCGACAAUGCCGAGAAGAGGGACGAGGCUUUACUAGAAGCCGUCCGCGCAGCCGGUAUCAAAAUUAGGGACAAUGCCCACACCGUUCGCACUUGGCGCCAAACUUAUGAACAGGAGGCCGAAAUUGCCGUUACCAAGGCCGCCGAAGAGCACUACAGUAUCCUUGAAAAGACGAGCGAUCUUGCUCUCCAGAGGAUUGGCAUGAAAUGGGCAUGGAUGGAAGGUGUCACUUACCAAGACUGGAAGAAGUACCACGAGCUUAAGGAUCGCUUCGAGCAGUGGACGGAUGAGUUCAAACAAUUAAUUACUACUCACCCUGGUAUUCUGGCAGCGCAAGCGGCUGGUGUCGAGAUUGAGGAUGAGGCGAUGGGCAUAGCGCAGGCCGCAGCCAUGGAACUAGGACGAUUAAAGCAGGUUGCUACGUGGAAGGCGGUAGCUGGCGACUUCAGUGACGAUUUCGACAGCGAGACUACCGAGUUGGCGGCUAUUGAGGUCGCCCGGAAGGCUGCCAACGCCGACCAGGUCGCUAGAUCAGCGGAUUCCUCUACAGUUGAGGAAGUCGAGAGCGACUCUGGGUCAGCGGCUCAGGAGAAUGUAUAUCAGGACAUCCCCGCUAAUGCCGAGACAGUGAUUGUGUCGCUUUCUCAGCCAAAUGCGGAAGCUACCAGCGCCAGUGAUUCAGCAUCGACCGCAGCCUCAUCUUUGGAGACUGAAGCGGUAGCUAUAGAUGAUAAGAUUGAUAUCGACAAUUCGGCUGAACCAUCGUCAUCUAGCCCGGUAGACGUUCCAGAACAGGUUCAAGAAACCAUCAUCGAAGUACCAGAUGAGCCAACUGCACCAGUCGAAGAAGCUGCCCCCACAACUACCAUCAAAUCUGCUCUCUUUGGUGCUGCAGCUCAGUCUGUACCCUCUCGGCAGCCUAUCCUCGAUGACGACAUCGAUUCGUCUGCGUCAAGCGUACUAUCAGUGGCACAAUCCGAUAUUCCGUCCAGCAUCACCUCGGCUGCCCAAUCUGCAUACACAGCUGCGAUCGCUGGGGCAGCCGAUCAUUAUUCGCGCGCUAUGUCGGUCGUCUCCGCCCAGAUUCACGGACAACCGAAGCCCGUUCAUGAGGAGAUGUUCAGUUCGGUGUCGAAUGCGUAUUUUGGUGCUGUUGCCUCAGCCAACUCUCGGCUAAAUGCCGCCGUAACGGCCGCAUCUCAGGGUGUCUAUGGUACUCCUACCACCAAGUGGAUCCCGGGCGCGCCAACUGUGCCAUCUGUAGACUGGGAAAGGGUUCAGUCUAUAGCCCAACAAAAUCUUGACGAUUCGGUAAAGUGGGCGUCAGAACAGUAUGUGGCUGCAAAGGUAGCAAUCGGCGCUGCUGAACCUACACCCAGCACAUAUCUUGAGGGUGCGGAGAAGAAAGCCGGGAAACUCCUCGACCAGGCCAAGCACAACUAUUAUGCGGGUUUAGGCCUAGCACAUGCUCGGUAUUCGGAGUUUCUGUCUGCGGCAUCGAUAGCCGCAACCCCCACUCCAACCAACAUCCAGGAGUCUGCCUCGUCCGUCGUAUCAGUGGCUGGCGACGUUGUCGGUGAGAAUUGGGACGCUCUUGUUAGCCGCGUGAGCUUACAAGUCUACGCCGCUCCUACGCCGACCCCGUGGUAUGAGAAUCUAAAUGCCGUAGCUGGCGAUCUUGCUUCCGCUGCCGGUGACUUUGCAUCAUCGGCUACAGAUGCUGCAUCAAGCCAGGUCUCCUCCGCGACAGAGUUAGUAGGAGAUUAUGCCUCUUCAGCUAGCGAUGCUGCUGCAUCUCAGUACUCUAUUAUUAGCUCAUUAGUCUCCGAGCUCAUAAUCGGAAAAGAGCCGCCUUUUACCGAGUCAGUUUAUUCACGUCUUGCUGGAGCAUAUUCCACCGGCAUUGCUUCAGCAUCAAGCAUCGCUAGUGUCGCAUCUGCGACGGCAGCUAGUGUGGUGAGCGAGGCGAGUGAUUCGGUCAAUUCUGCUGCCGAUGCAGCCGCUGAAAAAGUUAAGGGCACAGCCCAGCACAAGAAGGACGAACUCUAGAUGUUGACACCAUCAACACAAACACCGAUGACAAUUGUCAUUGUAUGUAGACAGUAAUGAUAAUCACUACGACGUACACAACGAUGCGAGAUUAUCUUGGCAAUUAAGCUGAGCAAAUUUCGAAUCGAUCUCUUUCUCUUUCGCUCUUUUGGAACAUGGCAUAUACCCGGAGCGUUAGGAUGCGUGGGCAUUUCUCUUCCUGUUUACAUGGUCUUUUUCAUUAUCCUGAUAUGCUACUGUUUAAAGAAUAUGGCACCCUUCCAUCGAUCAUUUGUAGACGUGUAGGGGAAGAGGACCAGGUCAGCAGGCGGAUAUAUCUGGUAAAUACCUGGGUAAUUUUUGCGACAUCAGUUUACGAAAGACCCUCAUAUGAGUAAGGAUGACGAUUGGAAUGGUUUGUGUAAGGAGGACGACACCUGUGGGGAAGUCUUCUAGGUAUGAGAAAAGGUUCCAGUGGUCUGUCGGGGACUUGGGGUUUUUUGGAGGACGGAUCUAUUUUGAGAUGUAUCAAUAGGUGUAUGACGGUAACUAGGAAAAACUAAGUGUAUCCACGGGGUUAUUCAAGUCAGUUAUCCAUUUAAAA
Messenger RNA from Annulohypoxylon maeteangense, 4567 nucleotides. RefSeq lists its product as uncharacterized. Gene Ontology annotation, biological process: protein transport. The transcript is spliced from 3 exons. Lineage: Eukaryota; Fungi; Ascomycota; Sordariomycetes; Xylariales; Hypoxylaceae. The coding region runs from base 628 to 3984 and encodes 1118 amino acids. The record is from RefSeq and is a predicted model, not a curated record.